CCUCCCGCUCCGAUUCUGGGUGAACGUAAUCAAAAACCCCCAGUUUGUGUUUGAUAUCCACAAAGGCAGCAUCACGGACGCCUGCCUCUCUGUUGUGGCUCAGACCUUCAUGGAUUCCUGCUCCACUUCGGAGCACCGCCUGGGCAAGGAUUCCCCCUCCAACAAGCUGCUGUACGCCAAGGACAUCCCCAGCUACAAGAGCUGGGUGGAGAGGUAUUACGCAGACAUUGCCAAGCUCCCUGCCAUCAGCGACCAAGACAUGAACGCCUACCUCGCUGAGCAGUCGCGCCUGCACUCCGCCGAGUUCAACAUGCUGAGCGCGCUCAACGAGAUCUACUCCUACGUCAGCAAGUACAGCGAAGAG
Molecule: messenger RNA, 364 nt
Organism: Pelecanus crispus (Dalmatian pelican)
Lineage: Eukaryota; Metazoa; Chordata; Aves; Pelecaniformes; Pelecanidae
Source: RefSeq, a predicted model, not a curated record